Molecule: messenger RNA, 4498 nt
Organism: Strongylocentrotus purpuratus (purple sea urchin)
Lineage: Eukaryota; Metazoa; Echinodermata; Echinoidea; Camarodonta; Strongylocentrotidae
Exons: 2
Coding region: 5-4498 (1497 amino acids)
Source: RefSeq, a predicted model, not a curated record
GGCCAUGACAAAAAGCCGUAGAAAACCUCACUGCAGUGAUGAUAAUUCAUCGACUAAUGAAGGAGACCUGACAUCCUGGGACAAUGUACAGAAGAAGCCAGACUUUGAUAAACAGUCUGAUGCCAGAAGAAAGCUGAAGGUGAAACGUAAAAAGAAAUGUAGGAACAGGCGAGGUCAGAAGAAGAAGCAGAAAGUUGCAAAGAGUGGUAAAUGUUACUCUUUGGGUGAUGUUGGUUCAUUACAGGAUCCUGAAUCCAACCAAGUUUCAACGAAUGAGGUUUGCUUGCAGCAAGGACGGGGUCCAGAGCAAUCUGGAAAAAUGGACAGGUUGCCUCCUAAAAUUCCUGCACGCCCGUUGAAUGAAGGUUCAGGCGAAGAGCCUAUUGAUACUGUCAGCGAUGAAGACACUCAUAAAAUAAGAAGAUGUCUUGUCAGCACAAAAGCUUCAGCGGUGUCCGAGAAUGAGACAGACUCGGAUGAAACUAUGAUUGACAGUAAUGAUGGAGAUGAUCACGGGCACACUGAAAAUAUGACAGGCGAUGAAGUGGGUGAGGUAGUCCUUAAAGAAACAACUGAGGAUUUUGAUACACAGCCUUUCUCACCUAUUCUUCAUGAAGAAAGUGAUGAUUCUUUAAGUGAUGCAAGCAAAGAGUUCCCUACCUCUGACACGAUCGUUCCAAGAGAUUUCCCACCACACUUGUUGGAGGAUAAGGAACAUAAUGAUAGAGAAGCUGCUGACCUAGAACCUAACUCUCACGUAAGCUGUCAAAGCCCUGAUGAAGAAAUCCACCAACCUCAAAGGGAUGAUGCAGGUUUAGAAACUUCUUCAAAUAAUGGUGUCAAUCCGCCACGUUUGCAAAUAGAGGAUGACUCUCAUAGACAGUAUUUCCCCACAGAUUCUCAGUUGAGUAUCAAGAUGGAGAAUGAGGAUACUGAAGAUCUGACCACUCAGCAGCUACAGCAAAAGCCUCUAGAGGAUGACUCUCAAGGACAGUAUUUCCCCAAAGAUUCUCAAUUAAGUAUCAAGAUGGAGAAUGAAGACACUAAAGAACAAGUUAAUCAACAUGAGAAAGGAACAGUAUCCCAUGGUAAAGAGGCACAAGCAGCUAUGUCCAUUCCUUCCAAAGGAGUUUCAAAGGACGUUGAUAAGGACUCUGGAAAGAAACUUCUUUCUUGCCAACGAAAUGCAUGGUGUCCCUUAGAGUUGGAUCCCCAAGAAAGAUUCUUGUUGCUACAAGAGGAGCAAUUAGCAAUGUCCAUUCCUUCCAAAGCUCACUUAUCCGGAGGAAUUUCCGAGGACCUCGAUAAGAACUCUGGAAAGAAAUUUCUUCCAUGUCUACGAAAUGCAUGGUCUCCAUCAAGGUUGCACCCACAAGAAAGAUUGUUGUUGCUACAAGAGGGAGAAUCAGAACCUGUGUAUUCUUUCUCGCUAGAAGCUCUAGCUGUGCCUUUUUCUCGGUGUGUGGCCCCAAGCAUAUCUACAGCAGCACCUGACAAAUUGGUUGCAAGUAGAAAUGAACAACACAUCCAGAGACCCUCAAGACCUGAUAAAUUACCGUCAACUACAAAACAAAAUGAUCGUCAAAAGGAGAAGAAUGAUACCAAGAGGGCCGACUCUCUACAGGACAUUCCUGACACUUCAUCUAAUACACUCAGCUUAAGUUCCAAGGAACCUUCAGAAAGCCCUUCUACAUCCAUGAUCCGUUCCGUGCAGGAUUGCCUCCAGCAACCUGCAUCUUUGAACUCAAAUGAGAUGGGUUUGGAGGAUAGACUACCUGCAGAUUCAAGAAGUUUGUCACAUGGUCAUUCAUCAAUUCCAAGUGUUUCCUUUCCUUCAACAAGUUUGUACUCCAGUAACAUCUCUGAAUCCUCAAGGACUCUUAACGGUGGUCAUUCUGCCUCUUCAGGCACCUCUGAAACACCCAGUACCAAACCAGACAGGUUAAAACCUACUGGAGAUGAUAGAUCUGCUUGUCCAAGUGACCCUCCAGACCCAUCAUUGGUGGCAUCGGACAUGAGCAAACCUCUAAAGAAGAGACGCCACUCGCAGACAUCAAGUGUUCCGUCAGGAAACCAAGGGACAGAACCUUCCAAGGUUAAUCAGGUAAGUCCCUCUCUUCAUCUGCAACUACUGGAGCCUUUCUCUCGGUGUGUGGCCCCAAGCAUAUCUACAGCAGCACCUGACAAAUUGGUUGCAAGUAGAAAUGAACAACACAUCCAGAGACCCUCAAGACCUGAUAAAUUACCGUCAACUACAAAACAAAAUGAUCGUCAAAAGGAGAAGAAUCCCACCCUGAGGACCAACUAUGUACAGGACGUUCCUUGCACUCCAUCUAAUCCACCUAGUUUAAGUUCAAAGGAACCUUCAGAAACCUCUUUUGUUUCCGUGAUCCAUUCCGAGCAGGAUUGCUUUCAACAACCUGCAUCAUCAAACUCAAAUGAGAUGGAUUUGGAGGAUAUACUACUUGCAGAUUCAAGAAGUUUGUCACAUGGUCAUUCAUCAAUUCUAGGCGAGUCCUUCCCUUCAACAAGUUCGUACUCUGCAAACAUCUCUGAGACCAUUGGUGGUCAAGCUGCCUGUUCAGGCACCUCAUCGACACCCAAUACUAAACAAGACAGGGCAAAACCUACCGAUGAAGAUAGAUCUAUUUGUCCAGGUGACCCUCCAAACCCGUCAUUGGUGCCAUCGGACAUUAGGAAACCUCCAGAAAAGAGACGCCAUUCGCAGACAUCAAGCCAUCCGGCAGAUGCUGUGAUGCCUGCAGGGGCCAUCUUGUUACCUCCAGUAGUGGACACGGGUAGCAGAUCAUCUCAGGAACUUAACAGCAAAGGUAACGCCCCUAUGAUCGUAGGAGAACAGCAUGUGCCUAAUGCUCUAAGAGAUAUCUCUCAGAGUCAAUCUUUUCAAGCCACCCAGGCUUCGUGCGAUGGGGUGGAGAAGAUCAGAUCUUCUGGCAAUGAUGGAGUAGAUAACGGGUGCAAGAAGCGAGUACGCUUAGACACAGGGACAGAGGAUCAUGGAAAAGCAGCAAAGGUCACAAGGUCAUGCGACUCUAUCCACGGUGAGUCCUCUAGCGGGAAGUCAUUUGGUGGAAGUAGCCAUUUCCCCCCAUCAUCCAGAGACCCUGCUCAACCUCGAAGCAUACUAAAGAAACCUGACAGAAACGUAGCAUCAACAAGUCAUGAAGAGGAUAUAGGUGUUGUUGGUCACCAGGUGCAUCGCAACCUAAGGAGCCACAGUCGAUCAAUAACAGCCCAGGGCAUAACUGCCAGCAGCAGUAGCACCUGUAGUCCUCAAAGACAGAGGAGGAAAAGUUCGCGUCUUGAUGCUAGCCUUGACACAGAGGAUGGGAAAAGUUUACAAGUAAGUGUUACAGGAACGGGGAACGAUGUGAGAUUUUCCAGGCAGCAGAAGGGUAAAAAUAAAGCAGGUCAGCAGCGAAAACACCAGAGUUCAAGGACUGACAGCAUUAAGCAUGGUCGGAGAGAAAGGAGACAAUUUGGUGAAGCCACUAGAUCUGGAACUUCUCAAACUCGGAAGGGUUCUAAAGGAAAUGAAACUGGACAAAAUCAGAGCCUUGACCGUCAGAAGCGGCAAAGCAGGUCAGAUCAUCGACCUCAGCGUCAAAGCCGUCAACAAAAAGUGAGUUCAGAGAAGCAGGAGCAUGUAAGGAGUGAAAAGAGAUCAUCUGGUGAAGUAACUGGUGCACGAACUUCUCAACGUCGGAAGGGUUCUAAUGGAAAUGUAACGGGACAAAAUCAGAGCCUUGACCAUCAGAAGCAGCAAAGCAGGUCAGAUCAACGACCUCAGCGUAAGAGCCGUCAACAAAAAGUGAGUCCAGAGAAGCAGGAGCAUGUAAGGAGUGAAAAGAGAUCAUCUGGUGAAGUAACUGGUGCACGAACUUCUCAACGUCGGAAGGGUUCUAAUGGAAAUGUAACGGGACAAAAUCAGAGCCUUGACCAUCAGAAGCGGCAAAGCAGGUCAGAUCAACGACCUCAGCGUAAGAGCCGUCAACAAAAAUUGAGUCCAGAGAGACAGGAGCAUGAUAACAGUGAAAGAAGACCAACUAGUGAAGUCACUGGUGCAGGAACUUCUCAACGGUGUACCGGUUCUAAUGGAAAUGAAACGGGACAAAAUCAGAGCCUUGACCAUCAGCAACGGCAAAACAGGUCAGAUCAACCACCUAAGCGUAAGAGCCGUCAACAAAAAGUGACUAGUCCAGAGAGACAGAAGCACGAUAACAGUGAAAGAAGACUAACUAGUGAAGUCACUGGUGCAGGAACUUCUCAACGUCGUAACGGUUCUAAAGGAAAUGAAACGGGACAAAAUCAGAGCCUUGACCAUCAGCAACGGCAAAGCAGGUCAGAUCAACGACCUCAGCGUAAGAGCCGCCAACAAAAAGAAAUGAAACGGGACAAAAUCAGAGCCUUGACCAUCAGCAACGGCAAAGCAGGUCAGAUCAACGACCUCAGCGUAAGAGCUGUCAACAAAAAGUGA